CGAGUUUGACGCCGCCUGUGAAGAACUUCGUUCCAAGUUGGCAUCCAUUAUUCCUAUAUACUUCGGCAACAUUGAUUUCAUUCUCAGCUAUGCAGCAGCAGGGAGCUACAUCCGUUUCUUCGCUUUGAAUCGCUUAGGUACUUUGUUCCCAUUGACCGACCGACUCAAUUUGACUAUCCGGGUCGAUCGGCUUCAAGCAAUUCGUGCGGUCAUCAACAUUAUCCGUAUCAUGAUUACCAUCAAGGAUACCCUCCCAACGAACAAGCGUAUUUCUUCGUUUAAUCGUUUGUACCCGUUCGCCAAUGUAAACACGCUUACGCAGAUCUAUGAACUGGCAAGGCACAAGCGCGGAUUAGUGCAUGCCAAAGACUUGCCAAGCGUAAAGAAAGGAUUUUACAAGGUGACACUGAGAACUCAAGGAUUUCACCGUCUGCCACGAACGGAAGAUGAGUUUCAGAUGAUCAUUGAGGAUAUCCUUAACGGGCUUGUAACACUCCACGACUCUGGUUUUGUCCAAGAGACAUCCGAUGGUCGAACAUUUUGUGGACCAUCGACGGCAAAUAUGUUCUUAUUGACUUCGAGCAUUCUGGUCUGGCGAAUGAGAUACCUCAGUUUGAAAGUUUGA
Messenger RNA from Paraglomus occultum, 625 nucleotides. The record is from the annotation of a GenBank genome assembly. NCBI's taxonomy places the organism in Eukaryota, Fungi, Glomeromycota, Glomeromycetes, Paraglomerales, Paraglomeraceae.